Dovyalis caffra is the source of this 249-nucleotide messenger RNA. Lineage: Eukaryota; Viridiplantae; Streptophyta; Magnoliopsida; Malpighiales; Salicaceae. The record is from the annotation of a GenBank genome assembly.
AUGGCCACAUUCAUCAGUAGAUCAGACACACUUGCACAGAAACAAGACAUGUUUAGUACAUGUUAUGGACAAGAAGGGAAACUUGAUGAAAUUUUUGCUUCGUUGUCUAUACCCAUCAGCUAUCAAUUGCACUGCAGAACAGAAAAAUUGUCUGCUAUGGUGAAAGCAGCUGAUAAAUGGCGUGGACCUUGGUUGGAUGCAUCCAACCCAACCUUUAGAGAACGCGUAGGCCCGCGCUAUGACCAUUGA